CGCUGUCACUGGAUUUUGCUCCUUUUGACUUAGAGCUCCUAAGCAUCUCUUGCAAUUCCGGUAUAAAAGAAAACAUGGCUUCUUUGGCGACUGCUGCUCGUGAUAUCCCCCAGGCCUCCUUGAGCCGAGACAACUUAACUGCUGUAGCGGCUCGGAGCGAUCCUGCGAUGACUGUGACACGAUCUCGGGACCUCCCGACCCCUCCAAACUCCAUCUCUCCCUCCUUGCCGGCCCACGGCCUCAAGGCCCAGCUCCAGAAGGCCAAGCUCGAGGCCAUCGACUCCGACUUGGACCUUCAUGACAAUGCCAGCAGCCACGGAAGGUCGCUGUCUCCGGCGCUCGAAUCGGCCGGCGCCAUCACCAGCUCCAUGCUGGCCAAGUACCACCUGCCAGAGAUCCUGCUGAACCACGGUCCUCUGGCCAUCCGUCACAUCAUGGGAUAUCUCACCACAUCGGUUCCUGGAUUCUCCGGUAUCCCGCCGACCAAGGCGCGAAGGGUAGUUGUCGGGGCGUUGGAAGGACGCGGAGGCGAAGGCAGAGGAGUUGACGGAGACGUCGUCUUCGAAAAGGUGGGCUGGGGGCGAUGGGAUGCGCGCCGACGGGGACAAGCCGCCCGGCAUCGUCAAGCAACUCCGCCCAGCGGCCCAUCCUCCUACACCGCUGGAAUUCCCAUCUUCAGGGCCAGCGGCCGGGGCUUGAGCCUGAGCAGGGCGAGGCUGCACGCUGCCGGCUCCAGCGGCGGUGACUCGGUGCAGUUCUCCCACGAUGACCACUUUGACAUCUCCAUGAUGGAGCACGAGGCCGACAAGAUGUCCAUGGACGACUCCGCGUCGGCUUCAUGCUCCGAGGCGCCAGAUGAUGAUGUCGCUAUGAAUGAUGACCCAGAGGACGUCACGGACGACGAGGACUGGGCUGCUGUUGGCGCCGCUGCCCUGCGGGCCGACUCCUACCCAAACAUGGCUUCCGCUUUCGAGCCCGGUCUAUCCUCCAACACGUACUCUGGUGGGAUGCGCACACUGCCUUCCAACUUUGGGGGCGUGGCGAAUCCUCCCCAAGUCAAGAUUGACUAUUCUGCGUUCCCUGCCACUGAUGCGCAGGAGCGCGAAGCCGUCGAAGCCCUUCUUCGACUGGGUUCUGUAUAAUACUACUACUACCAACUGCAUGCAUGGCGUUUUGCUUAUUUCACGUUUCUUUUUGGUGGGUACGGCUUUGCUUCUUUGGGUUCCCGCGGUGGGAGGGUUUGACUUGGUCCUGGAUGGACUGGUUGGCUGGACCAUGGAAUACGUGUCAUACAUGGUCGGGGCGGCGUCCCGGAUCAAACCCUUUCAUGCUGAUGAUGACACGCUUGCUCUGCGCGCAUUGAUUUUUUCUGGACCCUUUUACUUUCGAUACUCCGCACACGGCAUUGUUUCUGUUUUGCGUUUUGGCCCCUCGCUUUUCCCCCUCCAGACUCGGGGAAUCAUUCUCUUUUUCCCACCUACCUGGAGGGAUGUGGGAAGCACUUGGGCGGCUCGCUUAUCUCAAUGCGACCCUGGCUUAUGUUGGGCUUUGGAUGAAACUCUCAAAAGAGGAGAGAAAAUGGACAGACUGAUCUCAGUGUUGAUCGCUGAUGGAUAUUUCCUCCCUCACUUUUGACAAUUAAUGCCCCGUCAUGCAUGUCGAACGAUUGUGUCUUGAUGCCUUGUGGCACAAACCCGCGUACGGGAGAACUCUUAUACCCUCGUCUCACGACGAAACUUUUAUGGCUGUCCUACAAUAGGAUGGUCUACCCUUGGAACAAUUUCCUUCAUCGGCGGCUUUUCUAUAACGGUAUAUUUUCUUGCACAUACGCUACUUCUUUUUCAUCUUUUCUCUUUUGAAACUCCAAAAAUCCUAAUAAUAAAGUGCUUCUUUGAAAGCGCCUGGUUUUUUCAACACCGCACACGGAGGAAUUUCAAACCUGCUAUAGCUGCCCAAAGGCGGCAUUUUAGGCUCGAUCUGCAACACUUCUCCACUUCAGAUGCUUUUCAUUUAUUAUUCUUUUUUUCGCUCCCUUGCUUGAUGUUGCACAAGGGGAGACGGCAUUGGUUGGCAAUUAUAGAUAUAGGACUGGGACUAUGGCGAGGACGAUUGGGAGCCAAGUGACUUGGGCUGGCUGAGAGAGUUUACAACGCGCAAAGCAAAAAAAGAGAAGAAAGGAGGCAAGAGGAAAGCAGAGGCGACAAAGCUUUUGAUGCUUCUCUCUUUUAUAGGUACUAUGCUACCCUCAGAAGAGAAGGAUGGACUGAAGGUGGAUGAAGAAACAAAAAAAAUCUUCAAAAUAAUAAUGGAGGGCUGGCCGACCAGAUAGCUUCCCUGGGCUCAUUACGAGACUCGUUUAUCAUACAAUGGAAGUAUAAAUCAUUUUCCUCCAAAUCUUGGGUAUCCUCAUGUGGCACGUUUAUUGUUUGUGAUUUGUG
Trichoderma atroviride IMI 206040 is the source of this 2438-nucleotide messenger RNA. RefSeq lists its product as uncharacterized. The record is from RefSeq and is a predicted model, not a curated record. Gene Ontology annotation, cellular component: nucleus. Gene Ontology annotation, molecular function: sequence-specific DNA binding. Gene Ontology annotation, biological process: positive regulation of transcription from RNA polymerase II promoter by glucose. NCBI's taxonomy places the organism in Eukaryota, Fungi, Ascomycota, Sordariomycetes, Hypocreales, Hypocreaceae.